UCCAAGCCUCACGUCAUGGAAAGAGUUACUUUGUUGCAGCGCGCACGGGAGUAAACCCAGAGAAAUGGCCCUGACCCGUGCUGUGUGUUGAUAUUUUGUAGGAGGACAUUGUGUGCUGCCGGAUUCUGCUUUUUUUUCUCACAUUCAAAGGAUCGAGUGAAGAUGCGCAGGAACCUGUUUACAAGGAAAACGCAGCAAGUUUCAGUCUGAGGGAAUGCGGUCUUAAACUGCACAGGGAUACCAUUACUCAUCCCUCUGUUUUUCUUCCCGGCAGGCCACUUUGUCUUGGAAAUAUCUUCAUCGAGGAUCGUUUUUUAUUAAGAAUCAAGUGUCUGUUAAGUGAUCAACGCCAGGUUACUGUGCAAUUUUCAGAGGAUUAAAAACCACCGUCGCUGCUUUUGGAGGAGCUCGUUGGCGUAAACACUUUUGUUUUUGAACCUGUUUUUGUUUUAUGAUGUGAAAGGAGGUAAAGAGUUUGUUAUGAGAGAGAGUUGUUGUGUUGUAGAGCCUUUAUAGCCGAAAGUUAUUGUUAGACUGUUAGGCAUAAUAGAUAAUAAGACAAUAGAGCGACAGUCUCAAUGGGCUGAGGAUGCUAGUGGUCACAGUAGGCAUAUCUUAGACUUUUUCUGUUGGCUGAUAGGAGUAUUAGGUUUGCGCAACUGUUGACUUCUUCUGUGUUUACUAAGUGUCAGAUCAUUAAAUUUACAUCCUGCGCUGUUGCACACCUCAUCCCACAGCUGCCAUGUCAUUUGAGAUGAGUUUAAAUAUUACAGUGAGCUAGUGUCAGAUGUUUCCAGUACAGCAUGCAUCAAGACAGUAGCAUCAGUAUAAUCUAGGCACUAUGGGUAUGUAGAAUUUGUUGCUUUAGGACCCACUGGAGUAUCAAGAUGUCAGUGAAAGCCAAAGCAAUCUACACUUUUCAAAGUGAAAACAAAGAGGAGAUCAGCAUCCAGGAGAAUGAGGAACUGGUUAUCUUCGACGAGAACUCAGUGGACGGCUGGUUCCAGGGGGAGAACAGCCGAGGGGAGAGGGGUCUCUUCCCUGCAUCCUAUGUGGAAAUUAUUCGCACUCGCUCAAACUCCAACGUGACUGACUGCUCCAUAAGCCCGGCAGGAUCUUUAGGAAAUGACUCCUCCUAUUUCCCCUCAACCCCAAACACCCCUCUUCAUUUGCAACAGGGUUACUAUGACGACGACGACGAUGACUGGGACGACUGGGAUGACAGAUCCACAGUGGUGGACGAUGGCGACCACACUAGGAGCCCCGGGGCCAAUGGACAUGCCCAUCAGAGCCCGUUGUCAAACAACCCCAAUGUGCACUACCGGAGCAAACCACACAUGGAGAGACAGGACAGCAUCUCCAGCUCGAGGAAAGGCAGUAUGGUGGGCAGGAACUUGAACAGAUUUUCCAGCUUUGUCCGUUCAGGGGUCGAAGCGUUUGUGUUGGGGGAUGUACCCAUGAUGGCAAAGAUAGCUGAGUCAUACACCAUUGAGAUGGGUCCCAUGGGGCCCCUGUGGAAGGAUAGCCCACAGCCUUUCUCCUGCUCCAUUGAAGACCCCACUAAGCAGACAAAGUUCAAGGGCAUCAAGACGUACAUUUCGUACCGGGUGACGCCGAGCCACACAGGGCGUCCUGUCUACAGGCGCUACAAACACUUUGACUGGCUGUACAACCGCUUACUGCACAAGUUCACUGUGAUCUCCGUGCCUCACUUGCCUGAGAAGCAGGCCACGGGGCGAUUUGAGGAAGAUUUCAUUGAGAAGCGUAAGAGGCGACUGAUACUGUGGAUGAACCACAUGACCAGUCACCCAGUCCUCUCCCAGUAUGAAGGCUUCGAGCACUUUCUGAUGUGUGCUGAUGACAAACAGUGGAAACUGGGCAAGAGACGGGCUGAGAAGGACGAAAUGGUGGGUGCCCAUUUCAUGCUGACCCUCCAGAUCCCUAACGAGCACCAGGACCUUCAGGAUGUAGAGGAGCGGAUCGACUCCUUCAAAUCCUUUGCUAAGAAAAUGGAUGACAGCGUGAUGCAACUCACACAUGUUGCUUCGGAGCUGGUUCGUAAGCACCUGGGUGGGUUCAGGAAGGAGUUCCAGCGGCUGGGAAAUGCCUUCCAGUCUAUCAGCCAGGCGUUCGCGCUGGAGCCUCCUCACAGCUCAGAGACCUUCAACAACGCCAUCUCCCAUACAGGCCGCACCUAUGAGAACAUUGGAGAGAUGUUCGCAGAGCAACCUAAGUAUGACCUCUUCCAUAUGCUGGACAAGCUGUCGCUCUACCAAGGCCUGCUCGCCAACUUCCCCGACAUUAUUCAUCUACAGAAAGGUGCCUUUGCCAAGGUGAAGGAGAGCCAGCGGAUGAGCGACGAGGGGAAGAUGGAUCAGGACGAGGCCGACGGCAUUAGGAAACGUUGCCGAACGGUUGGGUUUGCCCUCCAGGCAGAGAUGAGCUACUUCCAUCAGCGGCGAGAGGUGGACUUCAAAGACAUGAUGCAGGCCUACCUCAGGGAGCAGAUAGCCUUUUACCAGCGUGUUGUCCAGCAACUGGAGCGCACCCUGCGUAUGUACGACUGUCUGUAAAGAUACCAAACUGCUGCCUGGUUCAAGAUGCCAAAAAACAGCCAAGAGAAUGAGAGGAAGAUCCAAGUCUUGACUCUUUUAUCAAGGCGUUUUGUGAUGGUCACGUUUGAUUCAGUUUGAAAGGACUUGUGAGAUGAAGCAGUAGUUACUGGAAAGACAUACAAAGCCAGUUAGUCUUUCACUUUGAUGGAUUCAAAGUCACAUGUUUUUUUAUUUUAAAGACCUACUGUACCGUUUAUCUCUGAAAUACACAUCACACAUAGGCAAUGUCACAGCAUAUUGUUUAUUUUACAUAAUUUAAGGUGUUUGUAACAUUAAAAUAAGAAUAUAGGUUUCAAAAUCAUAGCGGAUCUAUUAGUUGAUUGUUAUUUAGUGUAACACGCCAUGAAACGGGUUCUGUUUUUAAAAUUGUCCCCUUCUCUCCAUCAUUAUGCACUUUGGCUUCUGCUGGGACUGAUUUAUGUUGCUUCCAAAAUGUACAUUUAUACACAAAAAAAACCAUAAUAUUCUGGUUAAUUUACCAACAUCUCAUAAACAUUCCAGGUGAUUUUUCUCAUCAGACCAUGAUAAGACCAAACAAGUGCACUGUAUGCUAAAGUGGAAAGUCACCAUCAUCCUGUUGAGUGCUCAUCUUGCUCGGGUGGUCACUGCUUCGAAAGUCACGUCAGUUUCCCUGAUGUCUCUUAGUAUGAGUCACAGAUGUCUGCCUUAACUUUGCACCGUGUGGAAGACUCACUAAUAACUAUGUAAUUCAGUUAAUUAAUGUCAUUUUCCUACCUUUUUUUCAUACAGCAAGUGCCUGCAAGGAUCUGAGGCAUUAUAAUGGAAUGAAAAUAUGGUUAAAUGAACCAUUUGUCUGUAGCAUGGCUUGUGUUUUUUAUAGGGGACAUUUUUUUGUCUUUUUUUUUUUUGUGUUUAGAAACAAGUUUGCACAUGUUUUUAUAUAUAGUGGGUCAUAGUGUGUGGGGGUCUGUUUAUAUGUGGAUGAGCGAGUGAAAUGAGUCGUCUACUGUGCUGAUCAAUUUCCUUUUCCAUGAUGGAAAAACACAUAUAUUUUGGUCAACUUGUAUGAAAAGUAGUCAGAUAGUUGAAUUGGAUUAACUGGUUGUGUGAGGCUGAACAUCAGGCUGAACUUAGCGUUUAAAUAUUUGUAUUGAAUCAUUUAGCUUACACAAGAUCAAAUUCUUCCUGUUACCAGAAUUUUGUGUUCAAUGUAGUCUGGGUAAGAAAAACAAAACGAUUUGAUGUUCAUAUCAAGUAUUUUAAACACCAUCUACUGUAAUGCACAAAGAAAAGCACAUUAGGCCUAUAUCGUUCACAUUCUCUCGAUGCUGUACCCAGAAUAACUUAAAAAUAUAGUUUGAUUGGGAAAUACGCUUUCUCGCCACUAAUUAGAUGAGAAGAUUGCUCCCACUCUCAGGUCUUCCUUUAAGUAUGAAGCUACAGCAGAUGGUUAGCUUAGCUUAGCAUAAAGACAGAAAACAGUGUGUAAGUGUAAAAAUGUCAUUUAAUGGUUUUAUGGGAGUUAUGACACUGUUCAUUAAAUAUGCUGGCACAUAAACCCCUGUAAAACCACAACUUACACUUGGUGCUGGUAAGCAGAUUUUGUAACCUUUAAAGGGAGCCAAGCUAGCUGUUUCCCCCUAAUAUGCUAAGCUAACCAGCUGUCAGCUAAAGCUUUAAAUGAAUCCUGCAGACAUGAGAGACGUAUCAGUCUUCUUUAACUUUUCCUUUAAUAAUAAUACUACAUAUACCUUGUGCUCUUAUUCCAUAGUGUCAUUUUGUACAUUUAGUUUUUCCACACUCAGCGAGAUUCGCGUGACCAUGAGGAUUCGGGUCCCACUCUCCACUAUUUGAGUGAGUGUUUGUCACUAAGUAGAAGCUGUUGCAGUAACAUUACUCAUCCUGUUUAACGAGAAAAAAGUUUCAUGGCAACUUGCGGUUUGACGAGACUAUCUUUAGCGUUGUGUUAACCUUGGGUUUACGUGGAGUCUGCGUUGCAAUUGUAAGCAUUACCUCAAGACGUGUAGGGAAUGUUUUUGUGAGCUUGACGCGCUUCUCCUCAAGCAGUUCCCAGUGUUCAUUUGUCAGCUGUGAGACACUGAUUCUUCUGAUUUUGAUGGAAGAGGGUUAGGUCUCUCAGUGGUGUGUUUGGGUUUUGGAUCGAAAUGUGAAAUGAAAAAUCAUUUUGUGACGUCUCUGACUGGUGUUUGUGAGUUUCAGAAUUUGAAGUUAGAGCCUUAUUAUGGUUCUCUCAACAAAAAAGUGCUGACUCAGAGUGCAGGUUUCAGUAAACAUAUGGUAUGUGUGUGUGUGUGUGUGUGUGUUUGUGUGUGACUCAGAUAUGAGUGUUGUAUCAGUACUGUCCACAUCUGCAGCCUUUAACUCUCUGCUGUCUACAUGUGGUGUUGUUUAUGUUGUUUUUUUGUUUUUUUUUAACAAACCUUUGCUUUUCAUACUAUUGCUUUUUUUUUAAAUUCUGUCAUUUGCACUCAUCACAGUUUCUUCAAGACCAAAGAAGUCAUACAUUUUCUACUGGGCUCCCUUUUUUUUUUCUGUUUGGUUGUAGUGAAAUUGAAUGUGCUCUCUGGUUUUGUAAUUGAAUCUGUUCUACUCUGAGGAAAAUGUGAAGAGAGCAUUUGGAAAAAGUAAAAAAACAUUCCACAAAGAAAGUAUAAAGGACACCAAAGGCAAAGACAGAUUUUGGGCAAAAGAAAGACAUGCAAGGUGCAAAAGAAAGAGUGAAAAACCAUUGGAAGAAGUGCUUGCAGCCCCAAUCAGGUUUCAUGGUGACACUUUCGUCUCAUGUUCCAAAGCUGCAUAAUGAGUUAAAUGCCAGACAUUUCACACAAGUAGCUGUUUCUUAACAUGGAUGUGUGACCUGGUGAGCUGCAAGAGCGCUCUUUAGUUUCAGUCUCUGAAAUAACAGAUGGAGGUUUUCAGUAAGUAAUUUGUCACUUGAUUCAAGGGGACCUAAAAAUCUUAAUAAAAGUAAUGAUGGUGA
This is a messenger RNA of Dicentrarchus labrax (European seabass), 5577 nucleotides long. It is a transcript of the gene snx33, whose product is annotated as sorting nexin 33. The coding region runs from base 888 to 2573 and encodes 561 amino acids. The transcript is spliced from 2 exons. Gene Ontology annotation, molecular function: protein binding; phosphatidylinositol binding. Gene Ontology annotation, cellular component: cytoplasmic vesicle; plasma membrane. The record is from RefSeq and is a predicted model, not a curated record. NCBI's taxonomy places the organism in Eukaryota, Metazoa, Chordata, Actinopteri, Moronidae. Gene Ontology annotation, biological process: mitotic cell cycle; protein transport; plasma membrane tubulation.